Molecule: messenger RNA, 1330 nt
Organism: Misgurnus anguillicaudatus (oriental weatherfish)
Lineage: Eukaryota; Metazoa; Chordata; Actinopteri; Cypriniformes; Cobitidae
Source: RefSeq, a predicted model, not a curated record
GCAGUAAAGCUGUCAUUUAUCAGCUGUCAGAUCAUGAGGAUGAGGUUUAACAAAGUUUUGUGUGUUGCUGGUGUCGUUCUUCUCAAUCUAGCAGGCUCUUUUUGUCAGCUAGAUGUUUGUGGGCAAGCCCCCUUUAACACAAAGAUUUAUGGAGGGGGCGAUGCAACCGCAGGGUCUUGGCCCUGGCACGUAGGCAUUGGUGAUUUUGGGUGUGGUGGGAGUCUCAUUAAUAAAGACUGGGUUUUGUCUUCAGCUUCCUGCCUCAGUAGAACGCCCACGUCAGACGUUUUCAUCCAAUUGGGACGUCGGACCCGGUACGACCCAGACCCACAUCAGAUAAACAGAACAAUAAUUAAUGUCAUCAGUCAUCCUGACUAUAACCCAAACACUGAAGACAAUAACAUAGCGCUGUUUCAGCUCUCAUCUUCUGUGAAUUUCACCGAUUAUAUUCGACCGGUCUGUCUGGCUGCUGCUAGUAGUGUAUUUGAUGAAGGACUUACAUGUUGGGCCACAGGAUGGGGGUAUACGGAAAACAGCGACCUUCCUAACAUAUUGCAGGAGGUGGAGAUUCCAAUUGUGAGCAACCAGAACUGCAGUAUUGCCUAUAAUGGAAGUCGUGUCACUAUCACAGACAACAUGCUGUGUGCUGGACAGUUAAAUGGUGUUUUUAAAGGUCCUUGUGUGGAUGAAGGUGGAGGACCACUGGUCAGUAAACAGGGAUCACAGUGGAUUCAGACUGGAAUUAUUAUUAUGACUAAUGCAUGUUUACAUAAAAACAUCCCCGGUGUGUUCACCAGAGUCUCUCAAUAUCAGGACUGGAUCAACUCUCACAUAUCCAACGAAAAGCCUGGAUUUGUUUCAGUCCCCUAUUCCACUCCAACUCCUGAUCCCAAUCCCACUCCUGAUCCCAAUCCCACUCCUGAUCCCUAUCCUUAUAUUCCUGAUAUCUUCAGUGGAAGUUCACCCAGUCUUCAGUUAUUUCCUCUUUCUUUCACAAUCUCCAUCUUCUCUCUCAUCUUCUGUCUCUUUAUUUAAAGGUUGUGGUUAUUUGAUGCUAUAUAUAAUUACAAGACCAGUUUGAUUUGUCUUUUAGUUUGUUUAUAUUUUUCUUUUCAAGAGAGUAACUUUUUAUGUGAACUUUGUGGUUAAAAUUCUGGGUUCAUUAUGAUUCUCAAAUAUGUAUUGACUUAUGUGAUUGAUAUGUGAUCUAAUUUGCAAUAACUCUUGGAAAUAAACGCUUAUCCCCUCAUUGGUUAAGAUCAGAUGGACAAAGAGACUGAUGAACCUUUAUUGACAGGAAAUGAAUUGUGUGUAGAACAAGCAAACAGAA